UGAGGCCAGUGCACUUUGCGAGACUUGCGCUGCACAGAGCCUCCUCCGCGGAGCCAGCGACCUGUUGCCGCUGACAAGCCGGGGGAAAGGGAGCGGGAGCACGGGGAGCUCGCUCGGCAGGGACGGAGGGUACUUUGCCUUGGAGGGGUUUCGUCGCGGGGGGAAUCAUGCAGUUUGCAAUGUGGCUGCUUGGACUAACGUGUCAUCUGUCAGCACUGGUCCGCGACACUCUGCAGUACCGACUGCAUCCGAAACAAGAAAGCUUCGUCAAGCGGCUGUCAUCGUAUGAAAUCAUCACCCCGCUGCGGCUGAACGACUUCGGGGAGUCGUUCCCCCACGCGCUGCACUACCGGAGGAGACGCAGGAGUUUGGCUCCCGGCGACGACCUGUCGGCUCCGCGGGUUCUCUACCGGGUGGACGCGUUCGGGGAGCGCUUCCAUCUCAACCUGACCGCGGACUCCGGCUUCAUCGCGCCCUCGUACGCGGUCACCCACUUGGGCGCGCGACAGGGCAACGACACGGACGCCCGCGACCCGAGCGAUAUGCGCCACUGCUUUUUCAGCGGACACGUCAACGCCAAGAGCGAGUACCCCGCGGUGUUCAGCCUGUGCACUGGCCUUAUUGGAACUUUUACAACACAACAUGGUGAAUAUUUCCUGGAACCUCUUUUAAAUGCUGACGGGGAGGAAUAUGUCGAGGAGAACAACAAACCUCAUCUGGUCUAUCGACACGAGAGGAAGAGGAACAUCUCGAAUACCGGCAACAACACAGAGCCCUGUGCUGCCUCAGGGAGAGGCAGUGGCCAGUUAAGCAUCGUCUCGUUUGAGAGCAGAGGGAAUAUGGGACAGGAGCUGGACUCUCUCAGAGUGACAAUAGAAGAGCAGCACUUGAAUGAAAACCACUCCACCGGCGCACACCCCACAUCCCCACGAAGACACAAGCGUUUCCUCUCCUAUCCCCGCUACGUCGAGCUGAUGGUGACAGCAGAUGCCAAAAUGGUCCGUCAUCAUGGGCGCAACCUAGAGCACUACAUCCUAACAAUCAUGUCAGUAGUAGCAGCAGUGUACAGGGAUCCCAGCGUAGGAAACCUAAUCAACAUCAUGAUUGUCAAGCUCGUCCUCGUUCACAAUGAACAGGAAGGGCCAACAGUGAGCUUCAACGCUGCGACGACUCUCCACAACUUCUGUGUUUGGCAGCAGACCCAAAAUGUCCAGGACGACAGCCAUCCCUCUCACCAUGACACAGCACUUCUCAUCACCAGGGAAGACAUCUGCCGUGCGAAAGACAAAUGUGACACGUUAGGGCUUGCGGAGCUGGGGACCAUGUGCGACCAGUACCGGAGCUGCUCCAUCAGUGAAGAAAAUGGAAUUAGUGCCUCCUUCACCAUCGCUCAUGAGCUUGGCCAUGUGUUCAACAUGCCCCACGAUGACAACCCAAAAUGUAAAGAGGCAGGCAUGAAGCACCAGUACCACGUCAUGGCUCCCACCCUCAACUACGACACCAAUCCCUGGUCAUGGUCGAAGUGCAGUCGCAAGUACAUUACAGAGUUUUUGGACACCGGCUACGGAGAGUGCCUCCUCGAUGAGCCAGUAGGCAGAACGUACGAGCUGCCCACCCUCCUCCCUGGUCAAAUAUACAAUGCCAACAGACAGUGUGAACUGAUGUUUGGACCCGGUUCCCAAAUUUGCCCCUACAUGAAACAGUGCAAGAGGCUGUGGUGUACGAGCGCAGAGGGGGACCACAAAGGAUGCCGUACGCAGCACAUGCCACUGGCUGAUGGGACCGACUGUGGAAAUGGAAUGUAUUGCAGACACGGAAUGUGUGUAAACAAGGAGUUGGACCUGCGACCUGUUCACGGGGAGUGGGGUGCCUGGGGCCCCUACAGCGUUUGCUCCAGGUCCUGUGGCGGAGGAACCCGGAGCAACAUCAGAGACUGCAACAAGCCUGAGCCCAGAAAUGGCGGUAAGUUCUGCGUGGGUCGCAGGAUGAAGUUCCGCUCCUGCAACACCGAGCCGUGUCCACGAGGACAGAAAGACUUCCGCGAGGAGCAGUGCUCCACGUUUGACGGCAAGCACUUCAACAUCAACGGUCUACCUCCCACCGUCCGCUGGGUCCCCAAGUACAGUGGCAUACUGAUGAAGGAUCGCUGUAAGCUCUUCUGCCGGGUGGCUGGGACGAUGGCGUAUUAUCAGCUGAAGGACCGCGUCACCGACGGCACGCCGUGUGGCCCAGACACGUACGACAUCUGUGUUCAAGGCCUCUGCAGGCAAGCGGGCUGCGACCACGUCCUCAACUCCAAGGCAAGGAAUGACAAGUGUGGAGUGUGCGGCGGGGACAACUCAUCGUGUAAAACCCUGGCUGGGACCUUCAACGAUGCACAGUAUGGUUACAACACAGUGGUGCGGAUCCCGGCCGGAGCCACCAACAUUGACAUCAAGCAGGUCAGCUACUCUGGAAAGCCAGAAGACGACAACUACCUCGCAUUAGCCGAUAGCCAGUCCAACGCCCUCCUGAACGGCAACUUUGUGGUGGCCAUGUUCAAAAGGGAAAUCACCUUCAAGGGAAUUGUCAUAGAGUACAGUGGCUCGGACACAAAAGUGGAGCGCAUCAACUGCACCGAGCGCAUCGAGGAGGAGCUUAUUCUACAGGUCUUGUGUGUUGGAAACCUUUAUAACCCAGAUGUCCGUUACUCCUUCAACAUACCAAUCGAGGAGCACAGGGAGCAGUUUGUGUGGGACCCCUCGGGCUCCUGGCUUGAAUGCAACCGCAUCUGUCAGGGUGAACGGAGGAGAAAGUCAGUAUGUGUGCGUAAGAGCGAUCACCUUGAGGUAUCAGACCAACGCUGUGAGCAUUUACCUCGUCCCGUUGCUGCUGCUGAGCCCUGCAACACUGACUGUGAAGUCAGUUGGCAUCUUGCUGGAAAGAGCGAGUGUUCUGCUAAAUGUGGUCCAGGCUACCGCAGCCUGGAUGUCCAGUGCAUGAAGUACAGCCUGAUAAAGAGACAGAGUGAGAGGAUGGAGGCCAGCAUGUGUGGAGCUGCUGCAAAACCUCAGACCCGAGAGACCUGCCACGGGGACUGUCAGCUGAAGAACUGGCAGUACAGCGCCUGGUCACAGUGCUCCAAGACAUGUGGACGUGGGAGCCGGAGCAGAGAGUCUUACUGCAUGAACAACCUGGGCAGACGGCUGAUAGACCGCGAGUGCAAUGAAUACCAGAGGGUGGUAACUGAGACGUGCAGCGAGCAGCCCUGUCCGAAGUGGAGCGUCAGCGAGUGGAGCGAGUGCCUGGUGACCUGUGGGAAAGGGAUGAGACACAGGCAAGUGUCCUGCACCACAGGCGCCGGGGACGAGAAGCUGAGCGAGCACUUCUGUGACCCGUCCACCAAGCCGCAAGCUGUGGGGAGCUGCGAGCUGCCCGAGUGUGCGUCCUGGCAGGUCGGCGUCUGGGGAGCGUGUGCGGUGACCUGUGGCCAUGGCUACCAGAUGAGGGCGGUGAGGUGUGUGUCGGGGAACUACGGCAACACAGUGGAUGACAGAGAGUGCAACGCUGCGGCGAGGCCCAGAGACAGUCAGGACUGUGAGAUGCCAGGAUGUCCUUGGACCUCUUCGGCACAAAGCACACCUCGACCUGACAACACAGCUCAGCUCCUGACUCAGUGGAGAUACGGCUCCUGGACUGCGUGCUCCGUGUCUUGUGGCAAGGGGAAGCGAGAGCGCUAUGUCAGCUGCAGAGAUGCCCAGGGAGGAGUGGCCGGCGAAUCACACUGCGCCCACCUGCCACGCCCCCCCGAGACCUCCGCCUGCUUCAGCCCCUGUGGCCAAUGGCGUGCCGGGGAGUGGUCUCCAUGUUCAGUUACAUGUGGCGCGGGACAAACCACCAGACAGGUGGUCUGCUCUAACUACCACCAGCCAGUGGACCAGUCCUUCUGUGACCCGGAUGAGAAGCCCGCGACAGAACAGGAGUGUACCGCAGCGCCCUGCUCCUCUACCAGCCACCGCCAGCGCAUCAACAACCAGCCCUACGGAUAUCCACAGGACCCAGGACGCCAUCCAGGGCACAGCAGCUGGAACGUGCCCUCCACAGACAACCAGUGGAGGACUGGACCCUGGGGCGCAUGUUCCAGUACGUGUGCAGGAGGCUUCCACAGACGAGUGGUUGUCUGUCAGGACGCUGAUGGACGCAGCAACAGCUACUGUGACGAGAGAGUAAAACCUGCCGAGUCCAAGAGCUGUGACUCCGGGCCCUGCCCUCUGUGGAACUACGGUGUCUGGGGAGAGUGCACCCAGACUUGCGGUGGAGGAAGGAGGACUCGUCUGGUGGUGUGUCAAAGGCCCAAUGGUCAGCGCCUCAACAACUACAACUGUGACAUCCUGGACAAGCCGACUGACAUGGAGCAAUGCAACCUGCAGCCCUGCCCAGGCUCCGCCUCCUGGCACCGCCGACCAUGGAAGCCGUGUUCAGUGACUUGCGGUCGCGGGACCAAGACGCGAGAGAUAGCCUGCGUUCUCCAGAACCAGACCAAAACAGAGGAGGAGCACUGCGGCCAUCUGCCUCGCCCGCGAACACAGAAGGCCUGUCGGGCACGGGGAUGCCCCAGUUGGAAAGCCAAUAAGUGGAGGGAGUGCUCUGUCACCUGUGGAGUCGGAGUUCAGAGGCGAGACAUUUACUGCCGGCUCAAGGGCACCGGCCGGGUCAGGGAGGAUCUCUGCGACGCUCACGAGCGUCCUGCUGUUACCCAACCGUGCCAAACCGCAGAAUGCACCCAUUACUCUUGGGUCCCCGGUGGAUGGGAAGAAUGCAACGCAACCUGCGGAGAGGGUAUGCAGGGGAGGAAGGUGGGGUGCAUGGGCCCAGGGAUGACACCCGUCCAGGACGAUUACUGUGAGCCGCCGUCCCGGCCUGCGUUACACCAACAGUGCACGAGAGCUCCCUGCAACUACAUGUGGAUGACAGGGGAGUGGUCCCAGUGCUCUGCCAGCUGUGGUCUUGGCUACCAGCAGCGUAUUGUCUCCUGCUCCGUGGUUCCCUCGUCCCAGGCUGCUCACCCGUACACUGCUGCCCAGUCGUCCGCUGCCAGCAGCACCUACUGCCCCGAGCCUCAUCCUCCUGGAAGCCGGCCGUGCCUCCUCAGAGACUGCCCGCACACGACCUACUGGAAAGUUGGCCCGUGGAGCAAGUGCUCGCAGACUUGUGGUGCAGGAGUGAUGGAGCGCAGGGUGGAGUGUGUGAACUCUAAGGGCCAACCUUCCAAACACUGCCGUCCAUCAGAGAGACCUGAGUCUCAAGCUGCAUGUCAAGACAGAGAGUGCCAGAUGUUGGCGUCCUGUCUGGAGGUCCAGAUGAGACAGGGUCUGAGGAUAGAUGGCGAGUACUAUCUCAAAGUCAGGUCCCGGAUCCUACAGAUUUACUGUGCUGAGAUGCAGACUGAGUUCCCCAAAGAGUACGUGACCUUGCGGAGCGGUCAGACGGACAACUUCUCCGAGGUUUACGGUCACAGGCUGCUGAACCCUUUCGAAUGCCCGUACAACGGCAGCCGGAGACAGGACUGCGACUGCAGGAACGACUACUCAGCAGCGGGAUACACGCUUUUCCACAAAGUCCGUCUGGACCUGAGCUCCCUGAGGAUAAUGAUCACGGACCUCCAGUUUUCUCAGACUCUUCUCGGCCGACCUGUGCCCUUUGCUACAGCAGGAGAUUGUUACAGUGCAGCCAAGUGUCCACAGGGUCAGUUCAGCAUCAAUCUGAUCGGCACCGGCCUGAAAGUGUCUGAGGCCACCAAGUGGACAUCUCAGGGCAACUACGUGUCCGUCAAAGUCCAUAGAUCUGAGGACGGGACAAGAAUCUACGGCCGCUGUGGUGGAUUCUGUGGGAAGUGCAUUCCCCAGGCUCACAAUGGCCUACUCCUUGAAGUCUAAUGAGGGCCAUGCAGAGACCAAACCCCUAAAUCUUUCCCUAAAGACAGUGGCCCAGGAACAUGGAAUAGACAUGAACGAGUCUGGUGGAGGUGCAUGCAACACUAAUCAUCCUGUAGAAACAUCGCCAGUUCCCAUAUGGCAGCUAAACCAUACAACACACUACUUGCCGUGCCGUGCUCCAGAGGGCCACUGCCGGGUCCUUCAUCCAAACUGCUAACUCUGAGGAGGAGCCAGCAGCGGCGAUCCAACACAUCUGUGCUUUGAAACCUCAAGUGUUUUCUUUUUCUGACACCGUUGUGAAUUUUUUUAGCAUCAUACAAAGGGAUAUAGAGCUUCAAAACAUUGGGAAAGGAUUUACAGACGUCUCCUCUCUCUUCAAGGAACAAAUUCAAAUCUUGACAAAAAAACAACAACAUCUGUCUCUGGUACUCGAGUGAAGUGUAUUGUGAAAAAAGAAAACAACAACAAAAGAACAUUUAUGCUUAAAAUUCCAGGAUUUCAUUAUGAAAUACCUAGAACAAAUAUGUACCUUUCGAAUCUUACAAAUGCAAUCAACGAUACAGCAUAAAAUAUCACAUCGUAUGUGUUUCAUAACAACUGAAGUCCUGCAGUGAUGAAGAAGUGCUACAUUGAGGAUAGGAUGGGAGGGCUGGCUUUGAUGGCUUUGCUUUACAAAACUUACAAUCGUACAAAAUCUUUUUUUCCCGACUAUACUAAAUGCUAAAAGCUUAGCCAACUCACGUCUUGGCCUUAAAGGCAUAUUUCAACAAUUUUGGUAUUUAUUUAGAUAUCAAGUUCAACAACCCUCUCAUGUCUCUUCUGUAAAUAUGAAAUAAGUUGCCAGUUAGCUUAGCUCAGCACACAAAGCACCUUAGCAACUGACCACCGUAUUCAGUGUAUUUACAAAACUGUAAACUCUUCCUUUAGGGUGCAGGACUUCUACAUACAGUUCUGUAGCAAGUAACUAGUGAAAUUAUUCAUAAUCUGCUUCGUGUCAGGGGUCAAACUGUAGCAGAUCACCAAGAGCCUUUAGGAAAAAAUCACAUUUAAGACUAGGAUUUACUUUUAGUGUAUUUGUAGCCUGUCAUUUGCAGAGUUGGGAGUAGUGUUUCUGUAACACCACUACUUUGGACAGAAACAAGUUGUGUAACUAAUUCCUAACAUGAGAUGAAAGGCUGCAGACUGGGUCAGUUACAGACCUCACCUGAUUAACUGUGUCGCAAAUAAGUAUAUUUUUUUAUUUUGUCCUAGAGGACAAGGAUACAAUUAUACUAGUGAGUUAUGAGGCCUGUUCGGACUCGGUAUUAAAAUCCGUCCUGACUGAUCAGAUCACAAGUAGUUAGCGCUAAGUACAGGUUUUAACAAACCGAAAUGUGUCCUGAGAUCUGUUCACUCAAACCACAUAGGGAGGUGGUCUGAGACCCAUUAUGCCACAGUCUUUUCACUGUGUGAACACAAAUGUGUCGUGGGCAACAUAGGAGGCACCAUCUUCUCUGCUGGUAUCCUCUGACCUGCUACAGUUUCCCAAUGGAUCAAAUGUGUUAGUUUACACUUCUCUGUGACCACACGUUGGUUUGUUAAUGACCUCUUCGUGAACAAAAAUUACGUAUACACGUGAUUAUUUGCAUUUAGAGCAGGGAACGGAGAUCUGAUAACAAGGGGUCACAGGAGACACAUUCAGAACGCAUUUCAAUGUCGGGUGUUAUCACGUGAACUGAACCCUGCUCACUAGUGUCCUGAUCUUUUGGGGCGGAUAUCCUAUGUGCUGGUGUGAGGCCCUUGUCCAUCAAUCUCCUGAAGCACCUGGUCAAUAUCUGAGAAACAGUUCAUUUCCAACUUGUACAACAGUAUUACGAUGAAGUCCACAGUGAUAGAUCCAAUUUGACACUUGUAUUGUUCCACAUUGGAGCAGUACCCUUUCCUCCAGUGAAGUAGACAUUAUUAAAGUAAGUGAACGUUACUUUCCCUAGUUGCUAAUUACUUUUUGAAUGCAGUUAUUGGAAAGGUAACUCAGUUACUUUGGAGAGAAGUAACUUUAACCAAUUCCUCAUUUUCAGUUACUUGCCUUACACUGGUCAUUUCAGAGAAUCACUGACAAUUGUUCACUGACCGAUCAACACCAGUGCGUUUUUUUAGAUUUUGUAAGUUUUAUUAGUGUUACUCUUCGAUGGCAUUACUCAUACAAGUUCUCAUCUGUUACGCCGCGACACAGUCUCAAGUGUGAUGGCUCACGACACACUCUCCACUGGGCCUGUGGGUCCCUGCAACCCCUACCUCUCACACACAUCCAUUGUCUAGGAGAUAUGUGUUGUAAUAUAUUUAUGUCUGACCAUAUUUAUUCUGUAUUGACUGUAUCCUAGAUGCGUUCUGUGUUAAUGUACAACGACUACUACCAACAGAGAAGCCAUUGUCUGCUUCGCUAAGAGAGAGUUAGCCUGCAGUUUGUAGUGUAUAACCACUAACCUUAAAUGAGGAUCUUUUGAAUGGUGCUUUUGAACUACUGGAAUUACCUCUGAGACAACUUGAGAAGGAAAACACUGGCUUUGGGGAAUCAGAUGUGCUGUGGCAGAGCUUCAGUUCAUUCUGUAUGUCGCAUCAGCUUAUAAAUGUACGCCAUGCCCCUCUUGUUAAUGGAGCUGGAGAAAACACUAGCAUGUCAGACACAUCAUAAACGACUUUCACCGUGACCACCACCACAAACAACCUAACACCCUGCUACUCCGAUGUUCAGCUUUAACCAAAGUUAGGAGAUAGAUGCAGAUUCAUUUUUCUUCUUCUCAGACAAUGCAGCUUAUUUUGAUUUAAAGAAUGGCUGAUAAAUGAUAAAUACGUCAGUGAGCAGCUAGAAAACCUUUGGCUAUCAUUCAUUUCUUUGAUGGUCAAUUGUUCUAUGAGGUCUGUAUCAGAAAUUUAAAGAAUACUUGACGCACUAUGUGCCAUGAAUUUUGUAGAAAUGUAAUCCUGUUUGUUUUUUGUAAUAACCAUUAAGAUUUGUAACUUAUGAUAUAUGUGUAUUUUUAAUAUUCAUACUUGAAUUGUAAACAGUGUGCUAAGUAUUGAAUGGUCAUUGUACUGAAUAGAGAGAUAGUGUGCUUGUUUGCCAUGCUUUAUCCAAAGAUGUUUUUAAGAAUCAUAUGUACCUACAGUAUGUAUGUAGCCUGUAUAAAAGAAAUGAAUGAUUGAUUCUGGUGCUAUGGUUACUAAUCGUACCAAUACUGUAUACCAUGCUACUACGUGUACUAACACUGUCCAGACAUAAGUAUUAAUAAAACAUGCUUU
Platichthys flesus (European flounder) is the source of this 9194-nucleotide messenger RNA. RefSeq names its product A disintegrin and metalloproteinase with thrombospondin motifs 20-like. Gene Ontology annotation, biological process: extracellular matrix organization; proteolysis. Gene Ontology annotation, cellular component: extracellular matrix. The record is from RefSeq and is a predicted model, not a curated record. Gene Ontology annotation, molecular function: zinc ion binding; metalloendopeptidase activity. NCBI's taxonomy places the organism in Eukaryota, Metazoa, Chordata, Actinopteri, Pleuronectiformes, Pleuronectidae. The coding region runs from base 168 to 5915 and encodes 1915 amino acids. The transcript is spliced from 40 exons.